AUGGCCAGAACUGAAGAAUGUCCUGACAAGCCGUUUGAUCCAAGCAACCAGCGGAACAUCCUGAUAACAUUGAAAGAAUCAGACACAGGCUCGAGUGUUACGAUAACGAUGACAAAAAAGUUGGUAGAAGACAACUUGUUUCCUUGGUGGGAUAAACGUCGUUGUAAAGCAUUUUCACAAGAUAGCUUUGUGGAGUUAAUUGAUCUGUUCGAAUACGAUUCAAAGAUCACAAUUACUCAUACCGUGAGAAGAGAUCCUGAUGGAAAUUUCACGUUUUAUGGUUGGGGUACCAUCCUUGCAACAAGAAAUUUCAAGACAGGCGAUAUUAUUGGAUUUUGGUGGGAUAAACUUCAUGAUAGACUCAAUUUUCAACUAGUCAUGAAUGCUUAG
Eruca vesicaria subsp. sativa (arugula) is the source of this 390-nucleotide messenger RNA. The record is from the annotation of a GenBank genome assembly. NCBI's taxonomy places the organism in Eukaryota, Viridiplantae, Streptophyta, Magnoliopsida, Brassicales, Brassicaceae.